AUGCUUCGGUCCAUAUGGGACCUGUUUUGCUUCUCUCACCAGCAAACCAUCGUCGAGACCAAUUCAACUUUGCCAACUUCAAGCAAGGCCAUUCGCGUGAGACCCGUCCUAGACACCGCCGUCACAGCUCGUCUCUCUAUCCCCCAGGUGACAGUCAUUCAGAUCACCGCCAGACCGUCAUCUAUAACAGCGUCACCCGGGUUAGCAAGUACUCCUAGUACUUGCCCCUCCACUUGCAGCUCGCUUGCAGAGUCCAUUGUCACCGCCACCUCAGUAACCAGUGAUGGCUCUUCCUUGACGUCCGAUACCCUCGCCAAGCUGGAGCCUAUCCCACCUCUGUACGAUUGCACACCGUAUUUCCAGAUCCUGCAGCUAGAUGAUACGCUGAGACCGCCACCGAUAUCAUUCAGUGGCUACGGCUCCUUUGGGGGCCGGUUCGUUCCUGAAUCGAUCAUGGGAUUCCUGUACGAGCUGACCUCGGUUUUCGAGUCUGCCACCUCGGAUCCGGCAUUCUGGGCAGAGUAUGCUGCCUUUCAGCGGGCGAGAAAUACGCCUCUUCAUAGGGCCAGCAAGCUCACGCACCUGGCUGGCGGUGCUAAUAUCUGGCUGAAGCGUGAGGACCUGAAUGUGUAUGGCAGCCACAAGACUCGCAACAUCAUCGGUCAACUCCUGCUGGCCCGACGAAUGGGCCGUGCAGAGAUCGUCACGGACUGUGCCUCGGCCAAGCAUGGCAACUUCACGGCAGCAAUGUGUGCGCGGCUUAACCUGCGGUGUGUGGUAGUCAUGGGCGCAGAUGACGCACAGGCACAAGAAGAAGACGUCCUGGAGAUGAAGAUGCUCGGGGCGAGGGUCCUGACUGCACGAACCCCGUCCGGCAUGGGCACACUGCGCGCCGCUAUCACUGAAGCACUCCGCUAUUCAGUCUGCAACCACGAGACUGCAUACUACCUCAUGGGCGGGCCCGUGGGUCCCAAUCCUCUACCGACCUUGACACGCACCUUCCAGACACUCCUAGGCGAGGAGGUCGCCGCCCAGAUGCACGCGGCGGUGGGCUGUCAGCCAGAUGCCCUCGUCACCGCCGUUGGCAGCGGCGCAGGUGCAGUCGGUCUAUUUCGACCUUUUCUUCACGAGCCCUCCAUUCGACUGGUAGGCGUUGAGAGUGCAGGGGCCGCAGCGCUGACCGAGGGCUCGGUGGGCGUUCUUCAGGGUGCGCGGACGCUGAUGCUCCAGAAUCACGAUGGCCAAAUCCUCGAUUCGUACUCCAUCUCGCCAGACAUGAACCUCUCCACCGUGGGACCAGAGGUGGCUCAUUGGAAGGAGUCUGGUCGAGUUGAAAUCUCGACUGCUACGGACGCGGAUGCCCUGGACGGGUUCAAAACUUUACAGCGCCAUGAGGGUAUUGUGUCUGGCCUGGAUUCGAGUCACGCGGUGAGGAGAGCCAUUGACCUGGCGAGGGAAUUAGGUCCAGGUAAAAAUAUUGUCUUGUUGGUGACGGGUUGUGAUGCGAUUGGUAUGCGUGGGUUGGAUGUUUGA
Penicillium daleae is the source of this 1533-nucleotide messenger RNA. RefSeq names its product tryptophan synthase. Bases 1 to 1533 code for a protein of 510 amino acids. Lineage: Eukaryota; Fungi; Ascomycota; Eurotiomycetes; Eurotiales; Aspergillaceae. The record is from RefSeq and is a predicted model, not a curated record. Gene Ontology annotation, cellular component: cytoplasm. Gene Ontology annotation, molecular function: tryptophan synthase activity. The transcript has a single exon. Gene Ontology annotation, biological process: L-tryptophan biosynthetic process.